Molecule: messenger RNA, 450 nt
Organism: Ilyonectria robusta
Lineage: Eukaryota; Fungi; Ascomycota; Sordariomycetes; Hypocreales; Nectriaceae
Exons: 1
Coding region: 1-450 (149 amino acids)
Source: RefSeq, a predicted model, not a curated record
AUGGACAAGGCUACUCUGCUCACGGCGUCCAAAGUGGAGCUGGGGGUUUCGGUCAAUCCCCGCUCUGACAUCAUCAGGCUACUGGGCCCUGCCGUGGAAAUUGCUCUCCGUUUCCAAAGCCUCCUCAGCUCCAUCUCCCUCUUCCUCUGCUUGCGCGCAUGGUUCCUCGCCAGUGUCACCGUCGCCAACGUCCUAUAUGCAAGCAAAGUUGUCGCCCUGCAGGCUUUCAUCGCAACCAAGUUUGGCGCAUUCCACAGCUAUACAAUGUCAACCAGAGCCGCUCAUGGAGUCUGGAACUCUCAAACCAUCCAAAAGUUGCGCAAGAAGCUCUUUUACGAAUUUGCCGUCUUUAUUCUCGGUGGCGGUAACUGCGUCUUCGUCCUGGUAUUCUGGCCCGGGUGGUGGGUGAUUGGAGGAGCAUCUUGGGGUGUUUGGAUGCUCAUCGGUUGA